UCGUUAUUCGCCCAAUGGCCUCGCGGUCGUACUGAUGAAAGACUUCCUCCGCCCCUCUUUUAUUCUCGACUCGUGGUCGCUCUCUGUACGGCAUUGUUCGUGCCCGGUAUGAGGGUGGCGCUCCGCACCCCGCUGCGGGCUUCCAGUUUUGACCCGUCGCCUGUUAUCGUCCGAUAUACCUCGAAUCUUACUCCGAAAGGGCUUUCUCUGCAGCAUAGUUUAGGUUACAGAUGGGUAUCCAGUGAGUCUAGGUCGGCAUUUGCGACCGCUCAACGGUGUCCUUCGGGACGAUUUAUCCCCCGUGCAACUUUCUCCACGGGGCCACGGGGUCUCUUUGGAUCGCAACAGACUGCUGGUGGUGGAGGAGGGAAACAGCCUCAGAGGAAAUGGAUCAAGUAUGCUGUGAUUGGAGGAGCUGCUGCUGUCGGUGCAGUGGCUUUUUCUGAUCAGGUUCAGCAUUUCUAUCGUGCCGCGCAAAGGACUGGAAGGGUUGUCGGCGCGUUGGUGGUCUGUAUCAACGACUAUCGGGUCACCCUUAAACAGGAAACCGCAUCUCCAGAAGAACGAAGCAAGGUCAUUCGCGCCUGUCACAAACGCUGUGCAGAACGGACUCUCCUUGUACUCGAGAAAAAUGGAUCCAUAUUCAUCAAGCUGGGCCAACAUCUUAGCAGCAUGGGCUACUUACUUCCGCUAGAAUGGACCACAACUUUUAUCCCUCUCCAAGACAGAUGCCCCGUUUCGUCUAUCGAAUCUAUCGAAGAGAUGUUUAUUGCCGAUACCGGCCACCGCAUCGAUGAGCUCUUUGAUUCGUUUGAGCCAGCACCAAUUGGUGCUGCCUCUCUGGCCCAGGUUCACAUCGGAACGCUCAAGGAAACCGGGCAAAAGGUUGCGGUGAAGGUGCAGCAUCCCGCGUUGGCAGAGUGGGUGCCGUUAGACCUGGCUCUGACAAGGUUCACUUUCUCAAUGCUGAAGCGCUUUUUCCCUGAGUAUGACCUAGAAUGGCUUUCAAAGGAAAUGGAUUUCUCGCUCCCUCAGGAACUAGACUUCCGCAUGGAGGCGCAAAACGCAACCCGGGCGAGCGAGUACUUCAAGAAACAUUCGGACGCGCCGCUUGUGAUCCCAGAUGUUAUGUGGGCACAAAAGCGUAUUCUUGUGAUGGAUUUCUUGUCUGGCCAUAGACCGGAUGACCUGGAAUUCCUGGAUGCCAACCACAUCGACCGGGACGAAGUUUCCGCAGCAUUAGCUCACAUCUUUAACGAAAUGAUUUUUGGCGACAACGCCCCUUUGCAUUGCGAUCCUCACGGUGGAAACAUCGCCAUCCGGCCGAAUCCUAAUCGACGUGGCCACAACUUCGACAUCAUCCUCUACGAUCAUGGACUGUAUCGUGAUAUUGAUCGAGAUCUGCGCCGCAACUAUGCCAGACUUUGGUUGUCGGUUAUUGAAGCGGAUGAACCAAAUAUGCGCAAGUACGCGCGCAAAGUCGCCGGUAUCAACGAUGAACAGUUCCCACUCUUUGCAAGCGCAAUCACGGGCAGAGAUUAUACUGUACUAGCAAAGAAGGAUAUCGUCUCUUCUCGCACCGCGGCUGAGAAGGAGAGUAUCUCCGGUGCCUUGGGGGAGGGCAUGUUGCAGCAGCUUGUGGUGUUGCUAGGCCAGGUUCCACCGAUCAUUCUCCUAAUCCUCAAGACCAAUGAUCUCACUCGAAGCCUCGACGAGAACCUCCAUACCCGCCGCGGUCCUAUGCGCACAUUCCUAAUUCUUGCUCGCUACGCAACCCGUACCGUCUUCGAAGAACAAAUAGAAAACAUCAAGGAGACUGGAGGACUGCUACGCCCCAGUAACUUCUGGCAAUUCCUCUGUGCUUGGACGAUGUAUCUCCGUGUUGAGUUGAAGCUCUCCGUGUACGAGACCGUGCUGUCGCUGAAAAGCCGAUUCGGGCUUUUAUAAGACGUGCGCCAUUCCUUCUUCUUCACUUGGUUUUUAAUAAUCUCGGCCGUGUGGCUCCAUGAACUCCCAGCCAAGCAUAUCUCAUCUCUUGUAUCUUUUAAUCUUCUUGUUUUGCUGUUUAUCACAGCCCGACGUUUCCUUUUCCUUUCCUUUCUUUACCUUAAAGGAUGUCGUUGAUUGUCUAUUCCCAACUCCUUUACAGUUUUUUUUUUAGACCAUGUACGGGAAGAGUGUAUAUAAAGCUAUCUGUAUAUUUUAUUUUGGGUUUUAGUUUAUAGAGUGAAUAGACCGAUGAAAUUCAAC
Molecule: messenger RNA, 2250 nt
Organism: Aspergillus ochraceoroseus IBT 24754
Lineage: Eukaryota; Fungi; Ascomycota; Eurotiomycetes; Eurotiales; Aspergillaceae
Product: ABC1 kinase family protein
Exons: 4
Coding region: 109-1947 (612 amino acids)
Biological process (GO): mitochondrion organization; lipid homeostasis
Cellular component (GO): mitochondrial inner membrane
Source: RefSeq, a predicted model, not a curated record